UCAACACAGCUCAGCUUCAUUCGCUCUUCAAGAAGGGGUCUUAAAUGCCGAUCGAAGUACUCAAACAAACUUUAUACCAACGUUAAAAUAACUAGUGAGCUUUCGUAGAGUGAACGGUCCAUUGCACCAUAUAGCGCUCCGACGUGCCGCUUAAAUUAGUCCUAUAGUUUAUUUUACAGUUAAAAGUGUUGUUUUUUUCCGCUGUUGUUCUGGUAUCUUCGCUAAGGCUAAUGUCAGUCAGUCAGACCAACUCAUGUGUUUGAACUUCUUCAGAGAACGAGUCCAGUCCCGGUGACAGCAGCAGAGCGAGCUGUGUGUUCCGCUGUUCCAACUCCUCUUCAAUCUAUCAUCAUGAGCUUGUCCAAAGAGUGAAAACGAAAAUUGGAAACGAAAGUGUUUUUUUUUAAAGUACAAACGAAGAUAUCUUCCCAACCCAAGUGGGUGUUAUCUGAAGGAGUCAUGGAGCCUUCACCGGACCUCAGGGAACAUACGGUGAAGACAUCACACAACGACUCCCAUGUUCCAGACCACUCAGACACCAGGCCUAUGGAGAUGCAAGACCUAGCCAGUCCUCAUAACAGUGUGGUGGGCGGAGACUCAUCAGGCUCCAAGCUGACAGGUUCCUCUGUCACUACCAAUGGAACUGGAGGAGAGACCAUGACUAUUCUAAACACGGCUGAUUGGCUGCUGGGCUGCAGUAGCCCGCCCCCUGGCCACAGUGGAAAGGACUAUGUUAAAACAGAACCUAAUAACAUCAGUGAGACAGCCAGGACUACAGGAGACACAACACUUGACAGCUACGCAGGAUCAGUCAUUACCAGCAGUGGAUACAGCCCUCCAUCUGCACACCAGUACUCCCCACCCAUCUACCCCUCCAAGCCGUACCCCCACAUCCUGUCCACACCAGCAGCCCCGCCCAUGCCAGUGUACGCCGGCCAAUCCCAGUUCACUAGCAUGCAGCCGUCGACCGUCUACACCGCAUACUCCCAGACUGGCCAGGCCUACGGACUGUCUACCUACGACCUGGGUGUGAUGCUACCAGGUAUGAAGACAGAGGGGGGUCUCUCCCAAACCCCCCUACAGACCAGCCUCAACUACACGCCACAGCCUGGACAGACAGCCUACUCACCAUAUCAGAUGCCAGGGUCCAGUUUCACGUCAUCAUCUGGUCUGUACUCCAGUAACAACUCUGUGUCCAACCCAGCCAACUACACUGCUCCACAGCAGGACUAUCCAUCGUACACAACGUUUGGCCAAAACCAGUACGCCCAGUAUUACUCCGCCUCCACCUACGGAACCUACAUGACGUCCAAUAGCAUGGAUGGAACUGGCUCCUCGUCGGCCUAUCAGCUGCAAGACUCCAACCCCGUCAUGACAGUACAGGCCAAUGAGCUCCACCCAGGGGACGCGGUGCAGAGCCCCAUGAAGGAACUGGAUGACCGCGGCUGUCGGAGUGGGGGAGGAGCUAAAGCCAGGGGGAGGGGCCGCAAGAACAACCCCUCACCGCCCCCCGACAGUGACCUGGAGAGGGUGUUUGUCUGGGAUCUGGAUGAGACCAUCAUAGUGUUCCACUCUCUGCUGACAGGCUCCUACGCACAGAAAUAUGGCAAGGACCCUCCCAUGGCGGUGACACUGGGACUGAGGAUGGAAGAGAUGAUCUUUAACCUGGCAGACACACACCUGUUCUUCAAUGACUUAGAGGAGUGUGAUCAGGUCCAUAUUGAUGAUGUGUCAUCGGACGACAACGGACAGGACCUGAGUACUUACAGUUUUGCAACUGAUGGCUUCCAUGCAGCGGCGACCAGCGCGAGUCUGUGCCUGGCGACGGGCGUCCGCGGAGGGGUGGACUGGAUGAGGAAACUAGCCUUCCGCUACAGAAGAGUCAAAGAGAUGUAUAGCACAUACAAAAACAAUGUGGGGGGCCUGUUGGGCCCUGCUAAGAGGGAUGCGUGGUUACAACUGAGAGCUGAAGUAGAGGCUUUAACAGACUCCUGGCUCACCAACGCACUCAAGUCCCUGUCAAUCAUCAGCUCCAGGAGUAACUGUGUAAAUGUGUUGGUAACAACAACCCAGCUGAUACCAGCAGUGGCUAAAGUUCUGUUGUAUAGUUUAGGAUCUGCCUUCCCUAUUGAGAACAUAUACAGUGCAACCAAAAUAGGCAAAGAGAGCUGUUUUGAGAGAAUAGUCUCCCGCUUCGGCAAUAACAUUACCUAUGUUGUGGUUGGCGACGGGCGGGACGAGGAGCAUGCAGCCAGCCAGCACAACAUGCCAUUCUGGAGGAUAUCCAGUCACUCUGACCUGCUGGCGUUACACCAAGCACUGGAGUUUGAAUACCUGUAACUGUUACCGUAGCAACAGAAUGUUACUGUAACUGUUACCGUAGUAACGGACUGUUACUGCAACUGUUACUAGAGCACGGAAUAUUACUGUAACUGUUACUAUAGCAACAGACUGUAAUUGUAGCAACGGACUGUUUCUGUAACUGUUCUGUAACUAUAGCAACAGACGGAACACACCAGUACUACUACUACUGCUACCACCUGUAAUGGUUACCAUGGCGAUGGCAACGGGAGACAGACUGUAGUCCCCUCCCCCCGGCCUUCUUGUUUUUGUAUAUCUAUUUAAGAAAACAACCACAGUACACUGCAACUUUUUGGUUUUGUCUUCAUUUCUUUGUGUCUUUAAAAACAAUACAUCUGGAUUUGAGUACUCUGAACUGUCUUAAGACAACUAGGACUGAGAGAGGAGAGGAGAGGAGAGGAGAGGAGAAGGACCUGAACUGGAACACUUAUCACUCCUGCUGGACGAGCCCAUGAAAUAACAUCCACGAAAUGCAUCCCAAGUGGCACCCUAUUCCCUAUGUAGUGCACUACUGUUGACCAGGGCCCAUGGGGCACCCAUUAGGAUAUUAGUCAACGGUAGUGCACUAAUGCUUCAGCUGUAACCUACAGAUCUGCACUCUCAAUAUGAAGAUGCUCUAGCCUGUCUGAACCGCUCACUCACUCAUGUAAAUUAUUUCACAGCAAGUAGUUUUAAAAUGGCAGAGGUGGAUAUUGUGUUUUUGAAUGAAAAAGAGGCUUAAUUUUUUUGAGUUUUUUUUUUUGUUGUCUUUGUUUUUUUGUAAGGUUUAAUUAAGGAGAAUGUGCGUCAUGAUGUGUCGUGUCUUAUAAACAUGUUUGUGUGUUUACUUUGUCACUUUUUGUUCAUUUGGAAAUGUCUAUAUAAGUAGAUAAAAAUAACUACAUGAAAAGUCAAAGACCUCA
Messenger RNA from Oncorhynchus tshawytscha (Chinook salmon), 3263 nucleotides. RefSeq names its product EYA transcriptional coactivator and phosphatase 4 (gene eya4). Gene Ontology annotation, molecular function: protein tyrosine phosphatase activity. The coding region runs from base 460 to 2340 and encodes 626 amino acids. Gene Ontology annotation, cellular component: nucleus. NCBI's taxonomy places the organism in Eukaryota, Metazoa, Chordata, Actinopteri, Salmoniformes, Salmonidae. Gene Ontology annotation, biological process: negative regulation of extrinsic apoptotic signaling pathway in absence of ligand; cell differentiation; multicellular organism development. The record is from RefSeq and is a predicted model, not a curated record. The transcript is spliced from 20 exons.